Nicotiana tabacum (common tobacco) is the source of this 1179-nucleotide messenger RNA. RefSeq lists its product as uncharacterized. The record is from RefSeq and is a predicted model, not a curated record. Lineage: Eukaryota; Viridiplantae; Streptophyta; Magnoliopsida; Solanales; Solanaceae.
AAACCUGUUCCCGCUUUUGAUCAACAUUUGAACUUCAAAACGAAAAGAAAAAUACUUUUACUGACACUAAAAUUCCAAAUCCAAAUCCAAAUAAAUAUUAACAACAAAGGACUGCGAAAAUUUGAUUGAACUCUAUUUGCUAACAAUUAUGGAUCUUCAUCCCACACCAUUUCCAGGUAAAGUUCUACCCGUGAAAUCAAGAUUUAACAAAAACAUCUCCAGAGCACCGAAAACCCAAUCCAAGGAACCAUCCAUUCCCAGGCAAAACAGAGUUUUUGGUACAGUUAGAAACCCAAAUGUACCAACAAAGACAGUAUCAAAAAAGCCCGUGGCAAAAGCUUCAUCUGGGGUUUCUCAAAAACCAUGCAAAUCAUCAAAAAAGACUCAAUCUUUAACUGAUUCUGCUACAAAUCCAGUGAUUGAAACUGCCAAGAAAUCUACUGAAGAAAACAUAGUAAGACAAAGAAAGAAAAGUGUGUGUUUCCAAGAAAACAGAGAUGCUGUUGAGCCUCAAACUCCAGUGAAAAAAUCGCCUAAUUUGGUGAAGCCUAGACUUUCUGGUAGCACCCCUUUUUACAGUGCUGUAAAUUGCAGUAAAUGCAGAUUUGAUAGGCUGGAGACUUCAUCUUAUUGGCUUUCUCAGAUUAAAUUGGCUGAAACCGUUGGAAAACACUUUGUUUCUGCUGCUUUCUUUCGACUCGCUCUUGAAUCCAAAGCUGAGCCCUUUAGGAAUAUUAUGUUGGAAUUGAAAAGGUAUUUGAGACGACACAAGCACUUAUCAGAGGGAAAAGAAUGGAAAGAAGUUUGUUUUAGCUAUGGAAUACUGAAGGAUGAGGGCAGUUCUGAGGAUAAUAUUGGAAAUAUUAACAAGAACAAAAGCAAUGAAUUGGAAUGCACCAUUGAAAAAGAAGAAGAAGAAGAAUCAAAGGACUUAAACCAGGAAGUGACUGAAGAUGGUGUUACUCAACUAGGAAAUGAACUUCCAUUUCCAUUAUAAUUUAUAGCAUCGAUUAUUAUUGACUAAAGUUAUAUAUAUAGUCUUUGUUUUACAUAUAUUUUAGUUGGUUUGUGGAAUAUUGGAGUAUUUACUUUGAACUGUUUCUUGGAGAUGUUUUAUGGAAUUCCAGUAUGUCGUGACUAGGGAAUGUAACUAAUAAAAAGUCUUGGUUGUUCGAGUUA